AGGACAUUUUCAUUGUUCAGUCUCUAAAGGGCUGGGCUCUGAUGAGCUCUUCUAUUGUUUUUACAGAAGUAAAGAAACUGAGCAACUCACAGUGACUCAUUGGGUGGUCUGCUCUUCUCUCAUCUGUUUCUACAUUCAGACUUCAGGUUCACCAUGGAUUAUCCACUGGAUUCUGAAUUAACUGAAGAAAUUAAAGAAGCUCUACAAAACAACAAUCAAGCCUUAGCUGCUGCAAAGAUCCAGGAGCUUUUGGAGAAGGAGAAUAACAUCCCACUGAAUAUUGCCAUCACAGGAGAGUCAGGCUCUGGUAAAUCCACCUUUAUCAAUGCCUUUAGAGGCAUAGACAACAGAGAUGAGGGAGCUGCCCCUACUGGUUGUGUAGAAACCACAAUGGAUGUCACACCAUACCCCCAUCCAAACUACCCCAAUGUUACUCUGUGGGAUCUUCCUGGAGUUGGUACCACUAAGUUUCCAGCUGACAAGUACCUGAAGCUUGUUGGAUUUGAGAAGUUCGACUUCUUCAUCAUCAUCUCAGAUACUCGCUUCAGAGAGAAUGAUGUGAAACUCGCUCAGGAGAUUCAGAAGAUGGAGAAAAAGUUCUACUUUGUUCGCUCAAAGAUUGACCAUAACAUACAAGAUGAGAAAAGAAGUCAGAGGGAUUUCAAUGCAGAAAGGUCUCUUCAACGAAUCAGGGAAAACUGCAUUCAAAGUCUUAAAAAAAGUGUUGGAUCUCCUCACGUCUUCCUGGUGUCCAGCUUUGAGCUCCACCUGUAUGAUUUCUAUCUGCUACAUGAGACCCUAGAGAGAGAACUUCCUGCACACCAGAGGAAUGCUCUGCUGUUGGCCAUGCCCAACAUCAACCUGGAGAUCAUCAACAAGAAGAAAAAGGCUUUCCAGGCCAAAAUAAAAUACUUUGCUACUUUAUCUGCAGCUGUAGCAGCUGUACCAGUUCCUGGGCUUUCUGUUGCUGUUGAUGUAGCUUUGCUGGUUGGAGUUGUCACAACAUACGUAGUUGGGUUUGGUCUUGAUAUCCCAUCACUGCAGAGACUCGCUCGUAGCACAGGUGUGCCAUUGAAUGAUCUGAUUGCCAUCAUCAUUUCACCACUGGCUGUAACAAAAAUAACGCCCAGUCUUAUCCUGAAGCUGCUUGCUCAUUGUGCAAGCACAGCUGCAUUAAUGGUAGCAGAGGAAGGGUCCAGAUUCAUUCCAAUUAUUGGAAUCCCAGCAGCAAUGGGCCUCUCUUUUGUCACAACCUACAGAGCUCUCAACAUGUUUCUCAACAUGCUUGCUGAGGAUGCACACAGGGUGUUUAAAAGGGCCCUGGGUUUGAACACCUCAGUAUGAUAUUGUAAAGUGAAUGGCAAUGGCAUUUAAUGGCACAUUUAAAACUGCAGUGUACAAAAGAGCUUUUGAUAUAUGUUUGUGAGUAGAUUACAUUGUCAUUUUAGAAAACAUACAGUAUAUCAUAUAUUUUGCAGUUGAUCACUCUAUCCAAUGGCUUCUAUGUAAACAGGUGUUAUUAACAAAAGCGGUAGUGUUUACAUGGCCUUGUUUAAUUGAUUUCAUGCCUAAAUAGCCUAAAUGAACAUUAUAACAUGCCUUUUUUGUCUUUUGAAUACAGGAAGGAAUAUGGUCUUAUUUUUAUAUGAAUCUGUGUAUAAUGAAAGAGCUUUUGAAUGACCUUUGUGAUACAUUGCUAUUUUUUAAGUGCUGUAUAUAAAAUAUAUCCUGGUAAUAGAGCUGCAUAUCUCAGUACUUUGUGUAAAUCAGUCUAAACCUAAAUUAUCAUGUUGAAAUUAAAAGUUUUGUGUAUGAGUGCUCAAGGUCUUGUUUUCACCUUAAAUAAACUGUAACUCUGCUGUGCAGAAAAAA
This is a messenger RNA of Dicentrarchus labrax (European seabass), 1872 nucleotides long. RefSeq names its product interferon-inducible GTPase 5. Lineage: Eukaryota; Metazoa; Chordata; Actinopteri; Moronidae. The transcript has 3 exons. Gene Ontology annotation, molecular function: GTP binding. Bases 154 to 1344 code for a protein of 396 amino acids. Gene Ontology annotation, cellular component: membrane. The record is from RefSeq and is a predicted model, not a curated record.